Polychytrium aggregatum is the source of this 1656-nucleotide messenger RNA. Its product is annotated as ribonuclease H-like domain-containing protein. The transcript is spliced from 5 exons. Gene Ontology annotation, molecular function: nucleic acid binding; 3'-5'-RNA exonuclease activity; nucleotide binding. Gene Ontology annotation, cellular component: nucleolus; nuclear exosome (RNase complex). Gene Ontology annotation, biological process: poly(A)-dependent snoRNA 3'-end processing; nuclear polyadenylation-dependent snRNA catabolic process; histone mRNA catabolic process. The record is from RefSeq and is a predicted model, not a curated record. Lineage: Eukaryota; Fungi; Chytridiomycota; Chytridiomycetes; Polychytriales. The annotation marks the transcript as partial.
AUGGAGGGCAAGCACAAGACCCCAGUCCCGCCCAUCGAGCCGGCGACAUUCGACGACUUUUCAAAGUCCUUUUUUGCAUCGCUGGUGCAGUGCACCAAAGCCGCACAGUUCCUCAAGGCCGAGGAGCUGCCCUUCUACAAGGCCAACUCGAGCGAGUUUGCGACGUCGCUCGAGCACACCUCCGAGAGCGUUCUGUCGCUCUGCAACCGGCUGAUGCGCCAUGCCUCCAAGGGGUUCGGUGUCGACUCCUCCGGCAGCGACCUCGUUGGCGUUGGGUUCGAGGAUGUGGACGACAUGGUCGAUCGCUUCGACGCCGUCGUGGAUGUGGUCGACAAUCUGCUGGAGAAAGCCGACGUCUGCUUUGAUGAGGUCCUUGGCACAGCCGGGCAGCGAGGAGCCGCCAGCGUGCCCACACAGAGCUCGCCAAUGGUGGUGCAGAUGUCCGUGGGCGGAUCCAGGAACCAGAAGAAGGAUGUCACCGUCGUGCACGCCCAAAACAUUAUCCGGCCACAGCUCAAGUUCGAGGAUAAGAUCGACAACUCGAACCGGCCGUUUGUGCGCAAGCUCGCCGUCAAACACAAUGCGCUUCGGCCGCUGGACUAUGGGCUGUCGUCGUCGGGGCUCAUCUCGGAUGAGAUGGCGGCGCAUCUCAACCUGCCCCAUCCAUACCAGUACGAGAUCGAAAACAUCAGCUACCCCGAGCGCAUGUUCAAGCAGUCGCCCGAGAUUCUGUACUCGUCGCUGGACGAGACGCCGCUCACCUACAUCGACACCAAGGAGCAGCUGAUGGCGGCGCUUCCGAUCAUCGAGAGCGCGAGCGAGCUUGCCAUCGAUCUGGAGCACCACGACUACCGAUCCUUCCAGGGAUUUGUUUGUCUCAUGCAGAUCUCGACGCGGUCGGAGGACUUUAUCAUCGACACUCUUGCAGUCCGAAGCUACAUGCACCUUCUCAACCAGGCCCUCAGCGACCCUCAGAUCAUCAAGGUGUUCCACGGCGCCGAGUCUGAUAUCAUCUGGCUGCAGCGAGACUUUGGCGUCUACGUCGUGAAUAUGUUUGACACGUACCAUGCGUCGCAUCUGCUCGAGUGCAGUGCCCACAGUCUGGCGCACCUGCUCAAGACAUACUGUGACGUCGCAACGGACAAGAAAUACCAGCUGGCAGACUGGCGCAUCAGGCCCAUCCCAGCAGAGAUGCUCAAGUACGCGCGCAUCGACACACAUUACUUGCUGUACAUCUACGACCGGAUGCGCAACGAACUGAUCGAGCAAGGCAACCCAUCGACACACAACCUGAUGCACGCUGUCCUGCAGCGCUCCAAGGUGACCUCGCUCAACCUCUAUCAGAAGGAAAUUUACGACUUUGAAUCGGGUGAAGGACCUGGUGGCUGGCGCAAGCCCCUCGAGAGCUACGGAUUCAGCAUGAACGCCGAGCAGCUCGCAGUCUUCAAGGCCGUCCACGCAUGGCGAGACCACACCGCCCGCGAAGAGGACGAAUCGACCCGAUACGUGUGUCCGAUGCACAUGCUCUAUGCGAUCGCAGACCGCAUGCCCACGGACUCGGCGGGGGUGCUGUCGUGCUGCAACCCCGUCCCGCCGCUGGUGCGCAUGUACGCCAGCGACAUUGCACUGCUGAUCGAGCGCACACGCACCGAGGCG